AUGAACAAGAAUGAAGUGUACAAAUUGCCUUCUUCACUAUCUAUGUGUUCACUAUUAAAACAUUUGAAACUUUCUUCUUGUUCGAUCAGUCCUCCACCAAGCUUCAAAGGUUUAAAUAGGCUGAUUACACUGGAAUUGCUUGAUGUCAUCAUUGAUACUGAAGUAUUAGGAAGUUUGAUAACUAGCUCACCAGAACUGGAGCAACUGGUGUUGCAUGUCCCAGCUGGUUUUCACCACUUAACAAUUGAUGCUCCUAAGCUAAAACUCGUUAAAUUGAAAUGUUUCCGUGCAUAUGUUUAUUUUAAGAAAUCCCCACUUCUUGCAAUAGUUUCAGUUGCUUCCUUAACUACUAUAUGUUACAAUUCUAUCAUUCAUAGAAAAUAUGACUUCAUUGAGUUUUUUGAUUCCCUGCCCGCACUUCAGCAACUGUGCAUAGACUAUCAGAUGAUGAAGAUUUUGGCUGCAGGUCAAGUCCAAACAAGGCUUCCAGCUACUUUAGUCCACCUUAAAAUUCUGAGUUUAUUCUAUAUAUGUUUAGACUCAUCAGAGGAUCUCUCUUAUGUUCUUUUCUUGUUCAGAAGCUCCCCCAAUAUUGAGAAACUGAAACUCCAGAUUUUGCAUAGGCCAUAUGUUGAUGCACUUCCUGAGAUGACACUCAUCAAGCUUUUAUUAGAGAAAUCGCCGAAGCUUGAUAGGAUGGUGAUCAGGCUGAAAUGGCCAUUAGAGAAACUUGCUGACAAAGGAUUUGGGAUUUUGAUAAAGACGAACAAAUUUGAGCGUGCUUCACCAAAUGCAAAGGUCAUUUUUAAAGCUUUGGAUGAAACUGAACUGUGGUAG
Molecule: messenger RNA, 837 nt
Organism: Fraxinus pennsylvanica
Lineage: Eukaryota; Viridiplantae; Streptophyta; Magnoliopsida; Lamiales; Oleaceae
Source: the annotation of a GenBank genome assembly